Molecule: messenger RNA, 2057 nt
Organism: Thunnus maccoyii (southern bluefin tuna)
Lineage: Eukaryota; Metazoa; Chordata; Actinopteri; Scombriformes; Scombridae
Gene: amn
Product: amnion associated transmembrane protein
Exons: 1
Coding region: 623-2044 (473 amino acids)
Biological process (GO): intracellular protein localization; receptor-mediated endocytosis
Cellular component (GO): endocytic vesicle; apical plasma membrane
Source: RefSeq, a predicted model, not a curated record
UAGCAUUCCUGGUUUAUUAAAAAGGUAAUUGUAAAAAAAUAAAUAAAAAUGGAAAGAAUGUAUGUUACAUGAAGCAAAAUUUCUAUGAUGACACCAAGUAUUUGAGGGGAAACAUAAUCUCAGAGAAACAUCCAGACUUUGUCCUUUAAGAAGAUUAGUCUCUGCCCAUUUCUGAACUCAAUGCUUGCCUAAACAUUACCAUGAUUUUUUUUAUGUAAAAUGCUUUCAGUAUCCUGCAGUUUAUACUAUUUGAACUUGGUUAGUUAAGCUAUGGUGAUGUGAAUAGAUAGAAGAAAAUCCACAUCUAGAUAACCAAUAAACUCUAGAAAAUUAAUUGAAAUUACUUAUCAUUGUUCAAAAUUUUCUGAUGGCUCUCAGGCAGACAAAGUAACAACAAAAAAACCCCCACAAAAUAAAAAGCACAAAAAAAAAAAAAAAACAUGUCAUCUUAAAACAGAUCUGUUACUGCAGAAAAUGUCAAUCUUUUACAGAUCACCUGCUUGAACAGGUUGAUGUUAGAGCUCAUCUGCUGUCCUGGUAACUUGUGUGCACUCAUGUGUCAGUCACAAGGUUGGAAACAAAGGUCACCUACUGCUCUCUCACUCUGUCACAAAUAUCCAAGAUGCUGAAAACACUACACACGCUCCUUCUCCUCUGUCUUGUCGGGGCAGGGAAUGCUCUGUACAAACAGUGGAUUCCUGACAACAACUAUGAGAAUAAGACCAACUGGGACAAAGGAGCCGUUCCGUGUGGCAAUGACAGAGUUCAGUUUUCAGCCCAAAGAAAAGUGUCUGUGUUUGUGGAGACCACACAUGCUGUGCGGGAGAUGAGGAUGCCAGUUGAUGGAGAAUUCAUCCUGAACUCAGGGGCUGGAUUUUAUGUUGUUGCGGGACAAGAGCCGGGCUGUGGAGCAGGUGUCACUACCAAGUUCAAAAAUUCAGAGUCUCUACAGUGGUUUAACCCAGCUCUGUGGCAGGCGGCUGCAACUCUAGAUGACAUGCAGCGGGAAAACUUUCUGUUCUCAGUCCACGAGGAGAGUGUCCCUUGCCAGUAUGACGAUGUGGUUUUCAAAGCCCGCUCCUCCUUCAGAGUGGACACCAGCUCCAGCCUGCCUAGCAUCUCUGUCAAAUCUGUGUCUGUACUGGGGAAAACGUUUGACAGCGGAUCUGAGUUCACCCAGUAUCUCAGCUCACGCUCAGGCCGACUGCAGUUUCACGGAUCCUCUGCAGUCACUGUCGGGAACUCGGGUUGCGUGGAUCCUUCUGGCUGUGACUGUGGGAAUUCUGUAAACCAUCAGCAGAUCUGUGCCAGUGUCACAUGUCCUUCUCUUAGUUGUAAGAAGCCUCUGCUCCCUGUAGGACACUGUUGUGAUGUGUGUGGUGCCAUUGUCACCAUCCAUUAUGCCCCCGGUUUCAACCUGCAGAAUUACAGACAACGAAUCCGCCACCUUUUUCUAGUCCUGCCACAAUACAAAUCUAUUCAGCUGGGCAUGUCUAAAGUCUUCAAAUCACAGCGAUUGGUGGGGAUCAUCCCUUUUGGCUCCUCAGCUGAGAUCCAGGUAGUUAUCCUGGAUGAAGAGAAAGGCACACAGGCGGAGGCUCUGGCCAGGGACAUAGUGAGGGAUGCCAAUUCUCAUGGGUCUAAUCUGGGAAUCACUGAGGCUGAAUUUCAAACCUCCACUGGGAGCAGCAGUGAUCAGUCUGGAAGCAGUGCUGGAAUGGUGGUUGGAGUUGUGUUUGGAGUUUUAAUUAUGAUCACACUCAUUAUUGUUUUGGUUGUCCUGAUUCGUAAGGGGGUUGUUCAGAUGCCAUCAAUGCCUUCGCUGCCAUCUCUGAGCAGCUUUAGGAACAACAAUGAUACUGGAGACCUUGGAGGGCCUCUUGACCAUGGCUUUGAUAAUCCAAUGUUUGACAAGCCAGUCAUGCUGCCUGCUGUUCCUGGCCUAUAUGGAACUGAAACUAAUAAUUCUAUCUCCCUGACUCCAACAGGUGUGCACUUUGUAAAUCCAGUUUAUGAUGAGAAUGAGACUGAUUUUAAUGUCUGAAAUUGACUGCAUU